Sclerotinia sclerotiorum 1980 UF-70 is the source of this 912-nucleotide messenger RNA. RefSeq lists its product as hypothetical. NCBI's taxonomy places the organism in Eukaryota, Fungi, Ascomycota, Leotiomycetes, Helotiales, Sclerotiniaceae. Bases 1 to 912 code for a protein of 303 amino acids. The record is from RefSeq and is a predicted model, not a curated record. Gene Ontology annotation, biological process: mitochondrial L-ornithine transmembrane transport. Gene Ontology annotation, molecular function: L-ornithine transmembrane transporter activity. The transcript has 2 exons.
AUGGCGGACAUAGCGGCAGAACUAGACGAAGGAGGACUGAAGAGAACCUUGAAAGACCUAUUUGCUGGGGCUGCUGGAGGUGUGGCACAGGUUCUAUUGGGCCAACCAUUCGACAUAGUCAAAGUCCGUCUUCAAACCACUACGCAAUACUCAAAUGCUCUCGAAGCCGCUCAAACUAUCUACCGCAAUGAAGGUGCUCUUGCUUUCUACAAAGGCACCCUUACACCUUUGAUCGGUAUCGGAGCCUGUGUUUCCGUCCAAUUCGGAGCAUUUCACCAAGCCCGUCGCUACCUUGAAAAUUACAACGCUUCCCGCAAUCCUCUAUCUCCAGGCCUUUCCUAUGCUCAGUAUUAUGCUGCCGGUGCGUUUGCUGGUAUCGCUAACUCGGGCAUCUCCGGUCCUAUCGAACACGUGAGAAUUAGAUUGCAAACCCAACCGCACGGUGCAGGAAGACUCUACAAUGGUCCAUUGGAUUGUGUUCGAAAAUUGUCUGCACACGGAGGUGUUCUUAAAGGUCUCUAUCGCGGCGAAGCAGUUACCAUUAUGAGAGAAGCGCAAGCCUAUGGUGUAUGGUUCCUCUCUUUCGAAUACAUGAUGAACAGCGACGCAGCCCGCAACAAAAUCGAACGCAAGGAUAUUCCGAGCUGGAAAAUUGCUCUUUAUGGAGGUCUUGCUGGAGAAGCAUUAUGGUUGGCUAGUUAUCCGUUUGAUGUUGUCAAAAGCAAGAUGCAGAGUGAUGGGUUUGGGGAGAAGAUGAAGUAUAAUGGGAUGAGGGAGUGCUUCGCGAAGACGUGGAGGGCGGAAGGUGCAAGAGGAUUCUGGAAGGGGAUUUUUCCCACGUUGUUGAGGGCCAUGCCAGUCAGUGCGGGAACAUUUGCGGUGGUGGAAAUGACCAUGAGAGCGAUCUCUUAG